AUGCAGAGCAGUGCUGCCACGCUUCCACAUCAGUUCAAAGGGGCCAGGAGCUCUGGCCGCUACAGUAGCGGGGAUAGUGACCAGGAGCUCCAGGUUCCUAUGAAUCUCCGGGAGCUGGAGGAAGAAGAUCCAGUCCUGCUCAUGUUUUCCUUGCACCUGUAUUCCUUUACACCUGUAUUCCAAUCUGCCAAAUCAAACUGCUGGAAAUGGAAUAGAAGCUGCAGGGGACGGUGCAUGAUGCCAGCCGACAAUCACAGCGUUUUUACCCCCGUCACCUUCAUCCUGACCGGGUUCCCGAGUACGGAGGAGUCUCAGGUCUGGCUCGCCGUCGCCUUCUGUCUGAUGUACGUUGCGGCACUUCUGGGGAACUCUCUGCUUCUCUACAUCAUAGCGACAGAGCGAAGCCUGCAUGAGCCCAUGUACCUUUUCCUCUCCAUGCUGGCUGCUGCUGAUCUGCUGUUGUCCACCACCACAGUGCCCAAGAUGCUGGCCUUGUUCUGCUUUGGUGCAGGGGAAAUUUCUUUUGCUGCCUGCCUCACCCAGAUAUUCUUCGUCCAUUUGAGUUUUAUCGCCGAGUCGGGCAUCCUGGUGGCCAUGGCGUUUGAUCGGUACGUUGCCAUCUGCAACCCCCUGAGAUACACCACCCUGCUCUCCAAGCCUGUGAUCGGGAAGAUCGGGCUGGCGGUUCUCACAAGGAGUUUCUGUUUCGCUUUCCCCAUUUUCUUUCUCAUGACGCGAAUGAAGAUCUGCGGAAAUUACCUCCUGCCUCACAUCUAUUGCGAGUACAUGAUAAUAACCCGGCUGGCCUGCGACAACAUCACAAUCAACAUCUGGUACGACUUAGCCAAGGCUAUUUCAGUAAUCGGCUUGGACGCUGUCCUCAUUGCUGUGUCCUAUGUGCUGAUCCUCAGGGCCGUCUUCCAGCGCCGGUACCAGGGUGCCCGUCUCAAGGCUCUGCGCACCUGUGGCUCCCACAUCUGUGUCAUACUGUUGUACUAUGUGCCAACUUUUGUCUCCUUCUACGAAUACCAAUUUGAACAAAUCAGUCAUGGUAAUACUAUCAACCUCCUGGCCAACAUCUCUGUGCUCCUUCUCCCCAUGUUAAACCCCGUUAUUUAUGGGAUGAUGACAAAAGAGAUCCUGAAGCGGGUGAUCAAGAUGUUUUUUUUUUGA
This is a messenger RNA of Pelodiscus sinensis (Chinese soft-shelled turtle), 1173 nucleotides long. Lineage: Eukaryota; Metazoa; Chordata; Testudines; Trionychidae. The record is from RefSeq and is a predicted model, not a curated record.